AUGGGGCAAUGGACAGUAGCACACCACAAGAGGGUGUUGGUGAGGAUGGAGAUGCUGAAUUAUUGGAUGAGGAGUGGGGCAGCGGUUCGGAUUCAGAGGAUGAUUUGGAGGAACAACCAGUGGUCGAAGGUGCUCAAGCUGGUGCUCAAGGUGCUGUCCAAGGUCAUGUGCACACCGUUCUGCGUGAAGUAUUUGGAGGGAUGGGAGGAGGAGGUGAGAAUGGGGGAUGCGGAGAGAUGGGAGGUGCAGGUGAGAAUGGGGGAGGCGGAGGGAUGGGAGAAGGAGGUGAGAAUGGGGGAGGCGGAGGGAUGGGAGGAGGAGGUGAGAAUGGGGGAGGCGGAGGGAUGGGAGGAGGAGGUGAGAAUGGGGGAGGCGGAGGGUUGGGAGGAGGAGGUGAGAAUGGGGGAGGCGGAGGGUUGGGAGGAGGAGGUGAGAAUGGGGGAGGCGGAGGGAUGGGAGAAGGAGGUGAGAAUGGGGGAGGCGGAGGGAUGGGAGGAGGUGAGAAUGGGGGAGGCGGAGGGUUGGGAGGAGGAGGAGUGGCUGAGAGAGGGGAAACGACUGGAAUGGGAAGAGGAACAGGGAGGGGAGGGCAUACGGGGAGGGGAGGGCAUACAGGGAGGGGAGGACAUACAGGGAGGGGGGGACAUGCAGGGAGGGGAGGACAUGCAGGGAGGGGAGGAGUGGCAGGGAGAGGAGGAGCAGCAGAGUGGGGGAGUAGGAGGGCGGGGUGGAGCAGGUGAAAAUGCAGGAGUCGGAGGGAGGGGAGGAGUAGCAGAGAUUGGGGGAGGCGGAUGGAGGGGUGGACCAGCAGAAACAAGGGGAAGGGCAGGGAGAGGAAGAGGACAAGCGGAGAGGGGUGGAGUCCGGGCGAGGCGAGGAGCAGACAGGAGUGGAGUGGAGACGGCUGAGAGAGGACCAACAGUGAGCGGGGGGGUGGGAGUGCAGGGAGGAUCUGCAGAGAGAGGAGGAGGGAGGGCUGAGAGACGGCCAACAGUGAGUGUAGGAGUGGGACCAAGGGGAGGGGUGGGGGGGUUGAGCGGUGGAGUGGGGCUGAGAGGAGGAGCCACAGAGAGUGGAGGAGUGGGGGGUGAGAGAGGACCAGGGUUGAGCGGUGGAGUGGGGCUGAGAGGAGGAGCCACAGAGAGUGGAGGGGUGGGGGGUGAGAGAGGACCAGGGUUGAGCGGUGGAGUGGGGCUGAGAGGAGGAGCCACAGAGAGUGGAGGGGUGGGGGGUGAGAGAGGACCAGGGUUGAGCGGUGGAGUGGGGCUGAGAGGAGGAGCCACAGAGAGUGGAGGGGUGGGGGGUGAGAGAGGACCAGGGUUGAGCGGUGGAGUGGGGCUGAGAGGAGGAGCCACAGAGAGUGGAGGGGUGGGGGGUGAGAGAGGACCAGGGUUGAGCGGUGGAGUGGGGCUGAGAGGAGGAGCCACAGAGAGUAGAGGGGUGGGUGGAGGUGUAGGAGAUCAUAACAAUGGUGAUAACAUCAUUCGUUUUCGGUUGCGGCGAAUGCAGCACCUGCGUCAGCAGAGACAGGUGGCAUCCGAGUCAGGUCGUGGGGAUCAACGGCAGGCAACAGUGGAUGCUGAAGCAAGCGGGGAGGAGAGAGAGGAAACAGGGAGUGUGGAGCCAAGGGGAGGGGCCAGGCAGGUUCAGCAGCAGCAGCAGCGGAGGGGUCAGCAGCAGCAAGAGGGGCAGCAGGGGCAGCAGCAACAGCAGCAAGAGGGGCAGCAGCAGCAGCAGCAGCAGCAGCAGCAGCAGCAGCAGCAGCAGCAGCAGCAGCAGCAGCAGGGGCAGCAGGGGCUUAUGGGGCACGAGCAGCAGCGGCAGGGGCGGCAGCGGCGGCGGGAACAACAGCAGCAGCAGCAGCAGCAGCAGCAGCGCCAGGGGCAGCAGCAGGGGCAGCAGCAGGGGCAGCAGCAGGGGCAGCAGCAGGGGCAGCAGCAGCAGCAGCGGGGGCAGCAGGGGCAGCAGGGGCAGCAGCAGCAGCGGCAGGGGCGGCAGGGGCAGCAGGGGCAGCAGCAGGGGCGGCAACAGGGUCAGCAGCAGGGGCAGCAGCAGGGGCAGCAGCAGGGGCAGCAGCAGGGGCAGCAGCAGCAGCAGCGGGGGCAGCAGGGGCAGCAGGGGCAGCAGCAGCAGCGGCAGGGGCGGCAGCGGCGGCGGGAGGAGCAGCAGCAGCAGCAGCAGCAGCAGAAGCAGCAGCAGCAACAGCAGCAGGGGCAGCAGCAGCAGGGGCAGCAGGGGCAGCAGGGGCAGCAGCACCAGCAGCAGCAGCAGCAGCAGCAGCAGCAGCAGCAGCAGCAGCAGCAGCAGCAGCAGCAGCAGCAGCAGCAGCAGCAGCAGCGCGAGUUUGGUGUCAUUCGCAGCAUUUAA
Closterium sp. Naga37s-1 is the source of this 2367-nucleotide messenger RNA. NCBI's taxonomy places the organism in Eukaryota, Viridiplantae, Streptophyta, Zygnematophyceae, Desmidiales, Closteriaceae. The record is from the annotation of a GenBank genome assembly.